AUGUUAUGUCAAGCUGUGCUGACGUCGAUACUGGUUCACGUCAUAGUGGGUUUAAGUCAAGAUGCUCUCCAGUUUGGGAUUGAGUACUUUCAGUACAGAGGGUUGAAGUUUAUUUGUAUUAUGACAUGUGAUAAAGAUUUCAGUUGGACUGUUCAAUACUCAAAGGCGUCACAAAAUCUCUCUAUGGCGAUAUCAGGCGUGUCAAUAGACAGCUCUGUGAUAGAUUACAAUAGAGUCGAGAAUUGCUUGCAAAGGAAAUUGCACCCUAUUGGCGUUAUCGUAGAUGCUGAUUGUGGAAGCACUGAGGAUGUUAUGAACUUUUUCAAUCUACAGGCUUCCCAAAACAUAAUAUGGUUGGACUCAAAUCACAAAUGGCUCCUUAUAGACGAUGACGAAGCUUAUACAUGGUGUAAUGAUACUUACGACACUGAGUCCGACGUGAUCAUGACUGGCUGUGGUAAUGGGAGCUUGAUUGAAAUGCUUCAGCAUUUGAAUAUCAGCGUGGAUGCUGAUAUUGUGACGGCUUAUAGAGAAGACACAAAAUACAUACUCCAAGAAGUGUAUAAUUUUGGCAAAGUACAAGGAGGCGAUUUAAUUAUUCAUGAAAUCGGAUCCUGGGAUCCUGAUAAUGGUUUUAAUUUGUGUAUAGAUUUGAACGAGUACAAAUAUUAUAGGCGAUGGGAUUUCCAAAAUAUUUCCAUGAAAAUGAUUUUAGUUGUUCAACCAGUACCUCAUCAUUUUGACCCAGAAUCGUUACUAGGUCUGGAAACAGUUCCCGGGGUCGCCAUGAUUACACAAACCUCUGCCACCGUUCUAUAUGCAGUCGCUAAGAUGCACAACAUAAGCUAUGUUCCCACCCUCACUGAUAGAUGGAUCGGUACGUACGAAAACAAUGCUACUAGAGUGGUAUCAAAUACUCUAUACUUCCGAGAGCAAGAUCUGUCACCAGUAAUACGUAUGGCCUUGGUUCAAGAAAGAACUGAUGUCCUACUUCCCCCAUUAACGGCUAUUGAAACUAGAUACUACUACCGUAUACCCACAAUUGGUCCUGGAAAGUUCGAAAACCAAUUUCUCAGACCCCUGAGCCCCACAGCAUGGUGGAGUGUGAUUGGAGUCUCAGGAUUAUGUGCUGUACUGCUGCUACUCUCUGCUUUGUUUGAACACCGUCCAUCUUCUGUGCAGUAUGCUAUCUUCUCUGUCGUGGCUUCUAUUUGUCAGCAAUUCUUCCAAGACAUUGAUGAUGGUGGAACAAAGAGAAUUUCAACAGCUCGAAAAGCCACAAUCCUGGUAACUGGUCUCUCCUGUGUACUCUUAUACAACUACUACACCAGCUCCGUGGUCAGCUGGUUGUUGAACGGCCCACCACCUUCCAUCAACUCCUUGAAGGAACUGCUGGAGAGUCCACUGGAACUGAUCUAUGAAGAUAUUGGAUAUACCCGGUCUUGGUUGCAGACUCCUACGUACUACUUCAAUGGAAAGAACGCUGCAAUAGAAGACGAGGUGCGAAAGAAGAAAGUGUUUAACAAGAAGAAGGAUGCUCCCUUACUAGUACCUCUGGUGCAAGGGAUAAAGAUGGUGCAGAAUGGAGGUUACGCUUACCAUACAGAAGUAAACAGCGCCAAUGCUAUGAUAUCCAGAACAUUUACUCAAAGCGAUCUUUGUGAACUAGGAUCUCUCAAGUCCAUGGAGAAGACGGUGCUGUACCCAUGUCUACAGAAACAUAGUCCGUACAAGGAGUUUAUGACUUGGAGCCUUAUGCGUCUCUCAGAGCAAGGCAUAGUCUCCUGCAUUCAGAUCAGAAGAUCAUCAUUCGAAGUCAAAUGUGAAGGCAGUUCCCCUCGACCCCUUGCAUUAGGAGGAGCAGCACCAGCGUUCAUACUCCUUGCUGGAGGAUAUAUAUUGGCUACUAUCAUCAUGCUUGUUGAAAGAGUAAUUUUCAAAAUGAAGCAUGUUAAUGAUAUUCCAAUUUGA
Spodoptera littoralis (African cotton leafworm) is the source of this 1971-nucleotide messenger RNA. NCBI's taxonomy places the organism in Eukaryota, Metazoa, Arthropoda, Insecta, Lepidoptera, Noctuidae. The record is from the annotation of a GenBank genome assembly.